AGUAUGGAUAGAGCAGGCUGUGCAGGCACAAGUUACCGAGAUGAUGCUGGCCCUGAAUGUCCAUCUGCUCUUGUGGGUAUUUGGCUGCGUUCAUUUUAUAGAUGCUGAGACCAUAACUGCAUCUCUCACUAGAGGAGGCCCAGCAGAUACUACAGCCACGCCACGAAUCACAGCCAGCGUCACAGCAGGUAUCGUUUCCUCACCAUCGCCAGUCCCUGCAGGCCAGAACCACAGCUCAGGCGCUUCAAAACAAGUGACCUCCACAACCAUCGCCUCUGCCUGGAGCACAGGAUCUUCCCUCUCAGACCCUGUCCCGACGGAGGAAAAAUCGGCUCUGACGAUGGCAGCGUUUGGUGUCAUCAGCUUCAUAGUCAUUCUGGUAGUUGUUGUUAUCGUCCUGGCCAGCGUGGUCAGUCUGAAAUUCAAGUGUAACCGUUCCAAAGAUGCAGAAGAUAAACAGAAGCCGGGGAGCUCCGUGGUAUCUGAAAGCAGUUGCUCUCCUGCUACAGCCAAGGACAGCAUCACUCUGAUCUCCAUGAAGAACUUAAGCAUGAACAACAGUACAAGUUACCCCUCUUCGGAAAAGGUGUUAUGAAGACAGUGACAUGACAGGAGCCAUGAGGAAACACUACUAGCUAAUCAGCACUGACUUUCUAUUUUGGCAGGGGGAGGCAUUUCCUUUAUAAGUUAUUACAUCCUUUCCAAUCAAUAUAUUUACUCUAAAAUCAAGCUCAGUAACCCCAUGUGGGUCAUAAGAGUUUUCUCCAGCUGGAGGCUGCCUCUCAUAAUGUUUGAUGUUCUAACUAUAUUUCUGAUAGACACACAAACUUUCAGUGUGUUCUAGCAGCUCCUAGGGGGAGGAGAGCCAAACCUACAACUUCACAGAUGACACAGACCACUCCCUUAAUGACCCUUUGGCAUCUGUGCCAGACAAUCACUGGCUUGCCCCACAGCUGAUCACAAACAUCCCAGUUCAGCUUUGCACUGAAAGGCAUGAUCCAAAGCCCAUUGAAACAAACAAAAAGACUCCCAUUAACUUCAGCAGGCAUGGAUCAGGCCUGAAGUCAAUAGGACUUCAGCAAACGCUUAAGUGCUUUGCUGAAUUGAGGCAUAAUUGCUGAUAGUCCCUCUCCGUGCCUCAGUUUUCCUAUCUAAAGCAGGAAUGAUAUUUACCUACCUCCCAAGGGUGUUGUGAGGCUACAUUAAUUCAUGCCUGGAAAGCAGUUGGAGGUCCAUGAAUGAAAGCUGCUGGAGAAGUGCAAAGUAUUUUAAUUAUGAUUUCUAUGAAUUAAACUUCAGCCAGUCAGACAUGUUCCUAUGACUACAGUAUGCUCCCUGCAGGGAAUAUCCAUAACCCUUCCUUGAUGGCAAAUGUGGCCUCUGAGUAUAUGAUGCUUCCAACAGGUCUGUGCUCUGAUCCCUUCUGAAUGGGGACAGCAACAUCUGUCAGAUGAAAUGAUUCAAUUACUUGGAAUAACAGAAGUAAAAUCACUUUAACAGAA
Messenger RNA from Malaclemys terrapin pileata, 1502 nucleotides. It is a transcript of the gene ECSCR, whose product is annotated as endothelial cell surface expressed chemotaxis and apoptosis regulator. The record is from RefSeq and is a predicted model, not a curated record. Gene Ontology annotation, biological process: negative regulation of angiogenesis; positive regulation of proteasomal protein catabolic process; positive regulation of endothelial cell apoptotic process. The transcript is spliced from 9 exons. The coding region runs from base 41 to 595 and encodes 184 amino acids. Gene Ontology annotation, cellular component: cytosol; plasma membrane. Lineage: Eukaryota; Metazoa; Chordata; Testudines; Emydidae.